AUGGGCAUCACCUUUGUCGCAUCACUUCCGCUGACCCUCCGUCCCUCGCGUGCCCAGCUCUCCCCGCUACGGGCCCCAGCCCGCGCCCGAUCAAUCCGUCUCGUGCGCAUGGUCAGCGCUCCGGAGCGUACAGAAGCUUCCCCCGCCAACGUCAAGGUGGAGCCCAUGUCUGUCCUGCUGCCCGAGAAGCUCUCAGAGGAAGGUAUUGCCCUGUUGUCGAACACCUUCUCCGUCGUCAAGAAGCUCGACCUCACCCCCGAAACCCUUCUGGAGGAGAUCCCGCAUCAUGACGCAAUCAUCAUUCGCUCGGGCACCAAGAUGACCAAAGAGGUCAUCAACGCCGCCAAAAAGCUCAAGGUCAUCGGCCGUGCUGGCGUUGGUGUUGACAACAUCGACAUUCCCGCCGCCACCGAGCGCGGCGUCCUCGUCGUCAAUGCUCCCACGGGGAACUGUGUCGCUGCCGCUGAGCAUUCUAUUGCCCUCUUGUGCUCUAUGGCUAGGCUCAUUGGACCUGCUGAUGCUACUAUCAAGGGCGAAGGCUGGAACCGAAGCGCCUUUGUGGGCGCCAGCCUCGUUGACAAGACUUUGGGUAUCGUCGGCCUGGGGCGUAUUGGCCGCGAGGUGGCCAAGAGGGCUCGUGGCCUGGGCAUGAAGGUCAUCGCCAGUGACCCUUUCACUAGUGAGGAGGCGGCCGCGGCUAUAGGCGUCACUCUCGUCCCGUUCGAUGAGGUUCUCAGUGGUAGUGACUUCAUCACCCUCCAUAUCCCGCUCAUCGACUCCACCCGCAACUUGCUAAAUGCGGCCGCAUUUGACAAGAUGAAGCAAGGUGUGCGCAUCAUCAACGCCGCCCGGGGUGGUAUUGUCGUGGAAGAAGCGCUUCUUGCAGCAAUCGAGUCUGGCAAGUGCGCCGGAGCCGCCCUGGACUGCUUUGAGUAUGAGCCGCCGCACAAGCAUCCCGGUUCUAUCUCAGCUAAGAUUGUCCAGAAUCCCAAGGUUCUCGCCACCCCCCAUCUGGGCGCAAGUACACGCGAGGCUCAGGAGGACGUGGCCGUGGAAAUCGCCACCGCUGUCAGAGACACUUUGAAUGGCGACAUGGUUGCUACCAUGAUCAACGCCCCCGCCAUGGCCCCAGAAGUACUUAAGGCCCUCAAGCCUCGCGCCCAGCUCUGCGAGCGUCUGGGCAGACUCACCUACUACAUGUCUGGCGAGGCACUUCAAGGCGAAGUCGCCGUCGAUUAUCACAUCCCUGGUGCCGGCGACACUAGAAUUCUUCGUGCAGGGCUGAUUAAGGGACUCAUGCAACCUGCCAUUAGCUUGCCCAUCAGUAUCGUCAACGCUGAGAGCGUCGCCGCAGUCCAUAACCUCAACCUCGCAGAGACCAAUCACUUUCCUCCCUCUUUUGACGGCUCUAAUGAAGUCGUCGUCACCGUCAAGGACUGCCCAGUCAUAGAAGGUCGUGUUGUCAAUGGGAAGCCGCAUGUCACUCGCAUUGGUCGCUUCGAGGUUGACUUGUGUCUAGAGGGCACUAUCUUGUGCUACAGCCAAGAUGACUGCCCCGGCCAGAUGGGACGUGUUGGGACCUUGUUUGGAAACGCAAAUGUGAAUAUUUCUUCUAUGACUCUGGCAAGAGACAAGAAUAGCUCCAAAGCUCUUGUGUUGCUAGGUCUGGAUUCAGACCCCUCCGCCGAGCUAUUGAAACAAGUCGAAACAACUGUCAAUGACGAUGAGCUCCUGCCUUUAGUUAUCAAGUUCUAAUUGUUUCUAGGAGAUGUUUCCGUGAUGCUCUUCUCCUCUGUUCAUAUGUUGGUUGCGACUUGAUUCAAGUACACUCUCGUAAAUAGUAGCACAGUAGGUUCUUCCUCACCCAA
Molecule: messenger RNA, 1868 nt
Organism: Chondrus crispus (carragheen)
Lineage: Eukaryota; Rhodophyta; Florideophyceae; Gigartinales; Gigartinaceae
Exons: 2
Coding region: 1-1755 (584 amino acids)
Biological process (GO): L-serine biosynthetic process
Molecular function (GO): NAD binding; phosphoglycerate dehydrogenase activity
Source: RefSeq, a predicted model, not a curated record